This is a messenger RNA of Linepithema humile (Argentine ant), 2699 nucleotides long. The record is from RefSeq and is a predicted model, not a curated record. NCBI's taxonomy places the organism in Eukaryota, Metazoa, Arthropoda, Insecta, Hymenoptera, Formicidae.
AAACAUGGUCCUUUGAGCCGGAUCAAUUGUAAAUUGAUUGGAACACAUACGGAAGAUCGGCGUGGCAACGACAACGGUCGGAAUACGAGAUCUCAUAAGCAACCUGUGGAUAUCCUGUAAGCAUCACGCGGGUGUCUAUAAGAAGAGAGUGAUUGUCCAAUACAAAGGAAAUCACAUACAUUAGGCCGCAAGGCAGCGGUAGAAUCUUAGCGAAGAUUCUAUAUUACAAAGUCGAAAAUACAUUCCUGCAAGGCGGACGAGUCCAUUUCACCAGCGAGGCAGGCGAGUCCAUUCCUGCAUACAUGAAGACCGAGGGUUCUCAACACGGGAAAUCGAACCAAAGAAGGAUUCUCAUCGAGAAGAAUGUAGCAAAACGAAACAAGAGUAAUCGAAAGCGUUAAGUCACUAAUAGUCACACUGUUUAAGAUAAGUAAAAGCGAAAUUCAGUAAAUUGUUUAAGCGUGAAUAAUAAUCAUUAACGUAUAACCAUGGCAUCUUCAGUCGAAGAAUGUUUAGCUAAAUUGAAACAAAGAAAAAGAAUAUUAAAAGCUAGUUUAACGCGAUCUGAAAAUUUCUUUAAAGAUAUUAAUUCGAGUGACGUUGACAUUGACGAGAUUGAAUUAAGAAUAAGCAAAGCAGAGGAGACAUGGAAAUCACUAUCAGAAGUCCAAAUGGAAAUAGGUCUUUUAGAUGAUAAUGCAAGCGAUGACGAGUUAGACAAAGAGUUAGAAGGUUAUGAAAACAAAUUUCUUCACUUAAAAUUAAUUGCUACAAAAUUAAUAAAGAGUCACAUAGGAGUAGCUAUAAGUGAGGACAGGUUAGACCAAGUAGGUCAAGGAGUAUCAGAUAACUCGCAGAGAAAUACACGUAACAACAAUAAUAAUUUUGUUAGGUUGCCCAAAAUAGAGUUGCCUACCUUUUCUGGUCUAUACAAAGAUUGGUAUGCUUUUUUUGAUGUGUUUAAUUCAUUGAUACAUUCAAACGGUUUGUUAAAUGACGUACAAAGAUUUCAUUAUCUAAAGUCGGCAUUAAAAGGCGAGGCCGCAGAAACUAUAUCUUCGUUAGAAAUUUCGGGCUUAAAUUACGAGAAUGCUUGGACUAGAUUGCAAGAAAGAUAUGACAAUCAAAGAUUAAUUAUUCAAACGCACAUUAAGGCAAUAUUUGAUUUACCUAUCGUAAGAAAGGAAAAUGGUACGGCUAUCAGGCAAGUUCUAGAUGGUGUAUUAAAACAUACUCGAGCUUUACAGGCAUUGAAGAGACCCACUCAACAAUGAAACAAUUUGCUUAUUCAUAUAGUAAUCGGCAAGCUAGAUAUCUUAUCAAUAAAGGAAUGGGAAAAUACGUUAGAGCCUACGCUAAUGCUGAGUUUCCAGGAAUUAAUAUCAUUUUUGAAUAAAAGAUGUCAAACGUUGGAAGCGAUCGCAAAUCGAAGUCAACAAAAUCAAGUAAGUACAAGCUCACGUAUCACUGGUCACAAUAAGAUCACAGCCGCACAUACUACUACGAGUAACGUGAGAUGUUCUUAUUAUAAAGAUAAUCAUCAGAUUUAUCGAUGUAAAGCCUUUCAGGUUCUAUCCGUGGCAGAACGUACUAAUUAUGUAAAGUCAAAAGGGUUGUGUCUAAAUUGUCUGCGAUAUAAUCAUAUGGCAAAGGAUUGUGUAGCGAGUAGCUGCAAAAUAUGCAAUAAAAAACACAAUUCUUUAUUACAUUUGAAAAAUGAUGAGGAUAAAGAGAACAAAGAAAAACAGUUGAAACAAAGGUCAGAGCAAGACGCGAGUAAAGAUAAAGAUAAAUUAGAUAGUGUUUCAUGCAAUCAUACUAAAUUGGAAGAAAUCAGUAAAUUAAAGCAAGUGUUGCUCUCUACCGCUGUAAUAAAAAUAAGGGAUAAAGACGGUCAAUUCAUUGAAGCAAGAGCGUUGUUAGACAACGGAUCUCAGUCAAAUUUCGUUACAGAAAAAUUCGUAAACAAACUAGGAAUACGCGGUAGCAAAACUCAAAUAAAAAUUAAUGGGAUCAAUCAGCAAGUUUCUAGUGCAUUAAAAAUUGUUGAUUUAAAUAUAUCUUCGAGAUUUGACUCUUUUAGUACGGAUCUAAAAUGCGUAGUUUUACCAUGCCUCACACAGAAUUUACCGACUAUUAAAAUAGAUAGAUCUGCAAUAGAUAUACCUAACAAUAUCAGAUUAGCUGAUCCAGAAUUUUAUGUAUCAAGGGAAAUAAAUUUGUUGAUAGGCGCGGAAAAGUUUUGGGACCUCAUCUGUGUAGGGCAGAUAAAACUCGGUAAAACCAAACCCACGUUGCAAAAAUCCACGCUUGGUUGGAUAAUAUCAGUAGUCAUUGACGUACACGAUAACAAAGGUUUGCAAACGGCUUGCAAUUUCAGUACAGAAGAAGAUUUGUAUAAUGCGGUAAAUAGAUUUUGGCAAGUAGAAGAUUGUAUAAGUCAAGAAAAUCUAAAUGACGAAGACAAAUAUGUGGAAGAACAUUUCAAGAAUAGCUAUGAUAGGAACGCAGAAGGUAGAUUUAUAGUAAAGUUACCCGUGAAUCAAAAGGUGGUAGAUCAAUUAGGAGAAUUGGAAGAUAUAGCGAUGAAAAGACUUAAGAUGUUAGAAAGAAAAUUUACAAAGGCUCCUAAUCUUAAAUCAGAAUACGUUAAUUUCAUGAAAAAAUAUAUCGAGUUAGGACAUAUAAGAGUAGUUAAA